Bipolaris oryzae ATCC 44560 is the source of this 408-nucleotide messenger RNA. RefSeq lists its product as uncharacterized. The transcript is spliced from 2 exons. The coding region runs from base 1 to 408 and encodes 135 amino acids. NCBI's taxonomy places the organism in Eukaryota, Fungi, Ascomycota, Dothideomycetes, Pleosporales, Pleosporaceae. The record is from RefSeq and is a predicted model, not a curated record.
AUGGGAGCCUCUUGGAUCUAUCUUACUUCCGCCCUGUGUACGGGGGCUGUUGCCUCUGACACCCAGUACACCAUGAGCACGUCAGACUUUUCUGGGAUUACUGGGAACUCAUACCAGUGCGAAAAUGGAAUGAAACCUUCAGUCACAUGUGCGGAUCCAUCACUCAACAACGACACCUGCUCGUGCACUUGCACAAACGGCAUCAUGUUCAACCAGCCUGUUCCGUCACCUGAUCAGAGCAGCGGAGGCAAUGACGCUUCACUCGACAUAUGCCAGGCGGAAAAGGAUCAAUACAUGGAGCGCGAGCGAGAGGCGAUGGCUAAACUUCAUGAGGCAGAACUUGCGCACACCAGCUGCCAGGAAGGGCAGACAGUUGAACUUGAGGAGAGCAAGACUGGCACAUCUUGA